AUGUUAGUUCACACUUAUUCAGCCAUGGACCGUCCCGAUGGGCUGAAUGGGACCUCCACCGGCGGCCGCCUCUCCCAGCUCUCCUCCCUGAACCAGGCGGCUUACUCCUCGGCUCCCCCGCUCUGCCAUACACCGGCCUCGGACUUCCAGCCGCCCUACUUCCCGCCGCCCUACCCGCAGCCCCCCAUGCCCUACUCGCAGAGCCAGGAGGCCGGCUACCCGCACCUCGGGGACCCGUACAGCACCAUUAACCCCAUCCACCAGCACCAGCAGCCCGGCUGGCACUCGCAGCGGGCCCGACAGGAGGAAGCGGGGCUGCUCUCACAGACCCACCGGGCGCUGAGCCUGGAUCCCCGCCGGGACUACCCGGGGGUCCCCCGCCUGCUGCACGGGCUGGCCGAUGGGGGCCACGGGCUUGGAGACGGGCCGCUGGGCCUCCACGGACUCGGACAUCCCAGCCUCGAGGACAUCCAGGCUGUGGACGAUGCUGGGCUGAAUUUACUGGAUCAGUCGGUGAUCAAGAAAGUGCCCAUCCCCUCGAAGGCGAACGGCACCACCAUCUCUGCACUGUCGAUGAACAAAGACAGUUUGAUUGGGGGGGUGACAAAUCCCAACGAGGUCUUCUGCUCCGUGCCUGGCCGGCUCUCCCUUCUCAGCUCCACCUCUAAGUACAAGGUGACCGUCGGGGAGGUGCAGAGAAGGCUUUCCCCACCAGAGUGUCUCAAUGCCUCUCUUCUCGGGGGAGUCCUCAGGAGGGCAAAAUCAAAAAAUGGUGGAAGGUGUUUAAGGGAAAGAUUAGAGAAAAUAGGCUUAAAUCUACCUGCAGGAAGGCGUAAAGCUGCCAAUGUCACUUUGCUGACGUCGUUGGUGGAAGGCGAAGCCGUUCACCUCGCCCGGGAUUUUGGUUACGUGUGUGAAACGGAGUUCCCAGCGAAGGCAGCAGCGGAAUACCUGUGCCGUCAGCACUCCGAUCCCAGCGAACUCCACACCCGGAAAAACAUGCUUCUGGCUACCAAGCAAAUUUGUAAAGAGUUUGCAGACUUGAUGGCCCAGGAUCGUUCUCCGCUUGGGAACAGCCGCCCGUCUCUCAUCUUAGAGCCAGGUGUCCAAAGCUGCUUGACUCACUUCAGCCUGAUAACCCACGGCUUCGGGGGCCCAGCUAUCUGUGCAGCACUCACAGCCUUCCAGAACUACCUGGUGGAGUCCCUCAAGGGGUUGGAUAAAAUGUUCAUGAACAGCACAGGGAAUGGGCAUGCAGCCGGAGACUCUAAAGCGUCAGAGAAAGAAGUGAAGCAUCGGAAAUAA
Emys orbicularis (European pond turtle) is the source of this 1305-nucleotide messenger RNA. RefSeq names its product transcription factor AP-2 epsilon (gene TFAP2E). The transcript is spliced from 7 exons. Gene Ontology annotation, biological process: regulation of cell population proliferation; anatomical structure development; regulation of transcription by RNA polymerase II. The coding region runs from base 1 to 1305 and encodes 434 amino acids. Gene Ontology annotation, molecular function: DNA-binding transcription factor activity, RNA polymerase II-specific; RNA polymerase II transcription regulatory region sequence-specific DNA binding. The record is from RefSeq and is a predicted model, not a curated record. Gene Ontology annotation, cellular component: nucleus. Lineage: Eukaryota; Metazoa; Chordata; Testudines; Emydidae.